This is a messenger RNA of Vittaforma corneae ATCC 50505, 438 nucleotides long. RefSeq lists its product as uncharacterized. The transcript has a single exon. Lineage: Eukaryota; Fungi; Microsporidia; Nosematidae. The record is from RefSeq and is a predicted model, not a curated record.
UUGUGGAUAUCAAAAACGACUAUUGACAAUACAGCACUAAACAGCCCAGAUCUCAGUAAUAUAAAAGAAUUGUAUUUGACUAGUGUUGGACUGACAGAGAUGCCAUACCUAUCUAAUCUUGCAAGUCUUAAAUGUCUCUGUUUGAGUGGUAACCAAAUUAAACACGUCAGUCUUCAAAGCUACUUUGAUGCUGAGACAGGCGGCAGUACUAUGCCAAACUUGAGGUGUCUAAGCUUGUCUAGAACUCCUAUAUCAAAGAUCGAUGCAAGAAUUAAAGAGGUUUUCCCAAAUUUACGAACUCUAAUAGUUCAGGAUUUGAAAAUGAUAGAUGCAAGUCUUCCAUUUAGCAAUAUGAAAGAUCAACUGGAUGAAGCAGAUAUCCAGCUUAUUGAACCAGGUGAGAAGAAAGAGAAUGAGCGAAUGCCAAGAACUGAUUAA